Messenger RNA from Suillus discolor, 552 nucleotides. RefSeq lists its product as uncharacterized. Bases 1 to 552 code for a protein of 183 amino acids. The record is from RefSeq and is a predicted model, not a curated record. The transcript has 4 exons. NCBI's taxonomy places the organism in Eukaryota, Fungi, Basidiomycota, Agaricomycetes, Boletales, Suillaceae.
AUGUUCGGUUCAGGGUUCGACCAAAUGGCUGAACCGAACCAUAGGUUCAGUUCAGCGUUCAGAAAAUUUGCUCCAAGAACCGGACCGAACCAGACUUUGGCAGCACUAUGUAUACCUACACCACCAACUGCCGCUUUUGGCCAAACAGAUAUAGUGCGAAAACUAUUUAAGCGACCUAACGACGAGCUGGAUCUUGACUAUAAUAAAGCUUUGAUGGAAACCUAUGGUAAAGAUCAGAAGCUGAGACAUCUGAGAGAGGUUGCCUUCCAGCGGUUCGUGGUAACAAUCCAAGCACAUAAAAUUAAAUCCCACAUUGGCCAUCUGCCUCUCGGGAAGUAUGGAUAUGUGCCAAUAAAUGCUAGCCAAAAGGCAUCACGUCCCCAAGUCCACAAUGGUGACUCUGGAUCCACUUCCAAUACCAGCCAUGUCUCAAUCUCCUUCGACAAUGAUGUCCAAUUUUCUCAAUUGCAGGAGUCGAAUGCUGGCGGAAGUGGGAGAAAUGGAAUGCUAUCAUCUGGAGGGGGAGCAACACUGCAAUCAGCUAUCUCUUGA